UCGCGGGACCACGCCUUGGGAGAAUGGGACCUCCCGUAAACGACAUCUACCUGAGCUCGCUAUUGAGGGAAUCCUUCUUAGAUUCUUUUCCUCCGCCUAGUAAUACGUAUGCUUAAAUUCAGCUGGUAAACACACCGGAUGUGGCUGAUAUCGAUACUAACUAAUUCAUAAAAUUCCGAAGUUUUUGUUGUUUUCGUAACAUAAAACGUUGGUAAGGUGAAAGGUUGUUGUCGAUACAAGAAUACGAUUUAAUGCCUUUACUUUGUUUUCUCUUCUAUCAAGAAUGAGCUAGAUAUCCUCAUUUCAAGGCGCUCGCAUGCAACCACGUAGGUCAAGCUAAACGUAUAAUUUACGUGAGUUUCAGAGUACAUGAUUAGAAUGAAGGCAUAUUAAUUUCUAUUACUAUUUUCACUGCUGCUAUGUGGAUGUUCUUGUGAUUAGUGUAGUUUGUAAGGUUGGCAGCAACGUCUGUCGACAUUUCAGAUCGCUACAGAUAAUUAUCUGUCUGAUAACCGUUGACUUCACUUCGAGUGCUGUCAUCAAAUAUGGGUGACGGUGAGAGGCAGCCUUUACUCCAAAAUGACAAUAGUACUGUAUACACCCGACUUGCGGGCGGUUUUAUCCCAGCAGGGCAGCAAGCGACAGUAUCUCCAAUUGGCCCUGAUGAAUUGCCACCACCAUACACUGCAGCAACCCAGGGUGGUGUGCCCAUGGUAACAUGCAGAGUUUGUCAGGCCAUGAUUGAUAUAUCUGGUAAACGUGACCAGCAUGUCGUUAAAUGUGGGCAGUGCAAUGAAGCCACUCCCAUACGCAAUGCUCCUCCAGGGAAAAAGUAUGUGCGGUGCCCAUGCAAUUGUUUGCUGAUUUGUAAGAGCUCGUCGCAGAGAAUUGCUUGUCCACGGCCCAAUUGCAAGCGGAUAAUAAAUCUUGCCCCAAGUCCUGUUACUCCACCUGUGCCGACACUACCUGGAAUGUGUCGUGUGGCCUGUGCACAUUGCCAUGACACAUUUUUGUUUAACACAUUGAAUAAUGCACUAGCCAGAUGUCCACACUGCAGGAAGGUUUCUUCUGUUGGACCUGAUUUUGCACGUAGCAGAGGAAUAAUGUUCAUCAUUAUUGGUGUUAUCUUCCUGGCUGUUGGAAUUGGAGUAACGGUUGGCACAUACCAAUUUGCCCGCAGAAAUGGUGGUAUCUAUGUAGCGUAUGUUGGUGCAUUCUUGUUGGCACUAUUGGCUUUUGCUCGAAGUGUCUAUUAUUGUACAAUGAAGGUGAGCCUAAUCGAGGGCCCAAUGUAAGCAGAACAGUACAGAGCAAGGUGGGCACAUUCCGAAAAAUGAUGUGGUAGAAUGGUGCAAACACGGCACAUGGUUGGCUUGGUUCUGCAGAACCAAAGCCAGAUUGCACUGAUCCAGUCUUUAGUUUCUUCUGUGUUACAAAACUACAAAUUAAUGGAUGGAUCCAGAAGAGUAAAUGUCAGCAUCUUUUUGAAAUGAAGUGGGUAUUUACACAAGUUCACGAGGUAAUUAAACCUAAUGUAUCUCUGAAAUCUUGGUUGUUUCUUUCGUGUAUUUCAAACAUUUUCUGAACAGUCAUGUUUUCAUUAGUAAAAAUUGAUACUAAAUGUUUAUUUACCAACUAUUUCCACUUUAGUGCUAAAUAUUCUGCUCAUUUGUAAUAGGAUGCUUUUAUUCAAAACAACCCAUUUCACAACUAAUAAUACUGACACAGAAAUAAGUUUCCAUGAAUUUGGUAUGUUUAAUAUAUUGUUAAAGUAAUAUACACACGGCAUAUAUUUUAGGAAUUAUUCAUACAUUAAUGGUGCCACAGAUGUCUGCUGUCUGGUAAACACAAACUUUGAUAUUUACAAAUGUUCAAUUCUUGUAUACCAUGCGGUGACACCAACUGAUGGUCAUAGUCUUCUAAGCAAACAGUGACUUGCAUAUUGCUGUAGACUGUAUCACAAACUGAUACCAUUCAUCAUACAUAAAUGAACUAUUAUCUAGAAUUGUUUUCAGUAAACAGAUGCCUUGAAAUCAGGUUUUACCAUUUGCGGAACUGUUGCUCAUUAGUAAGAAGCUUGGUGAUUGCUAAGCUGAUAUAACUUAACUAGACAGCAGUUCAGCUUGUUCACUCAGAUUUGAUUAUAUAAGAAACAAAAUUAUUAUUAACUUGCAUACCUGAAGGAUUGCAUGAGACUGAGUCAGAACUGUCUAACUGGCUUGAUAUAGAGUUAACAUGGGCCUGAAGUUAGUUGUAAUUUAAUUGAAUUUGUUAUCAGUUCAUAGUGUAGGUAUAUGUUGUAAUCUAUCAAAUUCUGAAUGAGCAUGAUAUAAUUCAGGUUUGGCAGAGAACUUGGCAGCCCUAUUCUGAAUUUAGUUUUUUAAAUGUAAAACUGAUAACAUAAUAUGGUUGUGUAAUAAUUAUGCCCUGUUCAUUUCAUAUACCUUCAGCAAUACUUUAUUUAUUAAUGCCAUUAUAAUUAUCCAAUCAAAAUUAUAGUAUACAACGUUAUGUUUCACAUCUGUGUUAGUUUUGCUGUAAAUUAGUAUUAUUUUAGCAAGAAAUAAAACAGUUAUAUUACUAGUCCCAUACUGCAUCAAUUUUUUUACUGAAAUAAGUAAGAUGACCAUUGGCAGAAGGAUGAAAUCACUUAUCACAUUCAAAAUUUCUUUGUGUACAUUUAUUUAUUCCCUGGCUUCAGUGCAAAUUGGAAUAUAUAAUCCUUUCACAAUGGACCAAUGACAUUAGUGGCUGAAUGUGAUUUAAAAAAGGUCAUGGACCAUAGGAUUAAUAUUGUCAUUCAUGACCUUGAACAGAAGCAUGUUAAGAGCAAUUGCCUACAUAAGAAAAGUUCAGACACUUGAACAGAAAAGUAAUUAAGUGGUUGGGACCUGAAAAAUUUUGCUUUUCUUGUAAUGGUGGUUGUUUUGUAACCCCCCCCCUGCUCUUCUAUUAACGUGUUCUGCACAACCAACUUUAUGCUUUUUGCUGACACUACAGGGUUUUGUGUUUCAUGUAAAAUUUCAACAAGGUAGAUGAAAGGAAAAAAUCUUACCUAGUUGAGAGCAGAAAGGUGUACCAGACACAAAAUGUGAGAACCAAAUAUUUGUGUACAUGUUUAGGAUACUAAAUGAGUCUGAUGUAGUUUUGUCCAUGAUUAUUAACUGUUAGUCUUCUGCCACACAGGCCCCCUUUCUUAUCCUCUGUCUGUUUCACAUGUACCUGCAGUCUGGUAGCAGAACCUGAAGCUCAACACUGCUAAAACGAAUUGUAACAUUGGACACAAUCCUGACUAGGUUCCAUCCAUCUACACUAUGUACCUUCCAUCCUCUUCUUGGUCUUCCAGGUUGUAAUAUUACAUGAGGUCUCCCACCAGAAUUCUUCUCAUUGUUACUUAUACAUUGCAGUGGAAAUUCUACUCCCUGAUUUGGGUGAAACACUUUUUUUUAAAACUGUGUGUUUACAUUAGGACAUUAUAAGUUGUUGAGCAAUCUGAAGCAAAAGUGUCACAAGAAUGUCUUGUUAUAAGGUUGUUUCCUUAGACAGUGGCAUAUUGAGUAACUAGUAUAUAAUUUAGAAUACUAUUUUAAUCAAAUGGCAUCAUUUUUGUUGCAUAUUAAUCUAUUGAAAAUGCUUUGCAGUUGUGUGGUCUUUACUUCGACUUUCUUUUUGAAGUAGUGUAGGAAACAGUAUUUCUAGUGGUUGAUGUAGUUCAGCCUUAUAUAAUCACUCCUUAGUUGUGAUACAUGUUUUAAAAUUUUAUCAUGCUCCUGACAAGUAAUUUUUUAAAGAUGUAGUUAAUUUAAGCUAAGAUUUUAUGAACUUCUAUUUUUUGCAGUCUGUGAAUGGUCCUCAGCAGCUUCUGAAUUAAAACUGUUAUUUAUCCUAUAGAAAUGUGUGUGUGCUUUUGCAUCCUCUUUGAUUAAAAAUUACAUUAAUAUUACUUAAAUUCUUUCCAGCUCAGAAUUUUAAUAAAUUAAUUAAUGUUAUUUGUGGUUUCCUUUUUCUGUUAUAUUCUGACAUAAAAAACAAUCAAUAAAAUCUUCUCGGGCAAUCAGUCUCAAAUCCUUUAUGAAACAAAAACACUUUGUCAUCUUUUGCCUCUUGAAACUUUAUUCAGAACUUGUCAGAAUUUUAUACUGGGUUCCUUUAAUGAAACUUAACAAUAACAUAUGAAUAUUUGUUAUAUUAUCCAAAUAAGACAUUCACUGUACUUGAAGGCCUAAAUUAACUUUUCUGAUUACCCUGUAAAACAUUAACUAAGUAGAAAUGUUCGUGAUGUUGGUGUUUAAAAUUAACUUUUUUAGACAGGAUGUUCUGGGUUUUUAAAAGCUUAUUAAAUUAUAAAAAAUUUACCUCCACACAAAUUUGUAGAACCCAGUAUUGAAACUUCAUGUUCAAACAUGUUUCAGAAAUCUCCAUUAUCACCAUAUAGUGUUGAAGGAUUACGUCAGAUAUACAAUUACUAUUGCUUGAUAUCCAUUCUUUGUCCAUUGUCUACAAUUCCGAUCAUAACACAACGUUUUGGGUAUUGUAUUUUUUUCUAUCAUCAGGUGGAAAGGUUGGUAGUACCUACCCAGUUCGGUUUGCUAGAAGGUGCUAGGUGUAGUGACGGAAGUUAGUUCUUUCUAAUGGACCCAACUGAGUACAUACUGCCCAACUUUUCAACAGAGGAUGGAAACUUCCAGUUUCCAAAAUAUUGUGUUCUUUUCAGAAUAGUAGGGGAUUGAGAAAUUUACAGGAAACCAGUGAUGGUAAUUGUAAUUAUCAUUGAACCAUAUAGAAACUGAUCAUAACCACUUUUGUUUGAAUAAUGUGCUGUUCUCUAUGCACAUAUUGUAGUAGAACUCGUACUUGUUGUAAAUUGUGAAAGUAUGCUGUACAGUUGAAAGUUCCAGGAUUAUUUUCACUUGAAGCACGAUUCUUGGGAUUUCCAAUUACUGAAAUAGUAUCUCAAAUUUACUGACCAUUUUCUUCACAGUAUGUUGUGGUCGUAACCUCCAUCUGCAUCAUUUUGUUUGGACAUUAUGGAACAUUAGGCACAUACCAAAACUUUUAAGAGAAAAAUAUUGAUGGGAGGGAGGGAAGGUAAAUGUGAUAUCAUGUGGUAUGUUUUAAAAGUACUUUAUAAGCAUUUUUCUUGCAGACAGAUGUAUUUUAAAUUGUGGAUGGGUAUGAAAAUAAAUUAAAAUUAUAUGUGCUUUAUGUAAAUCUAGGUGACAUUCUCUUGUGCAUCUUUCCAUCCUUUCGCUACUCUUCUGGAUCUUUGUUAUAUUAUGACAGUUUUUUCAGACACAUUAAGUGCAUUCAUAAGAUAUCUAUUUUAAUUAUAUGAAAAUUAUAUAUAUUUCACCUUUUAUGCAUCAUAUUUAACAGAUGAGUGAUAGAAAUGCAGUCCAUACCACUCUUGUAAUAAAUACACAGAAAUGCACUUCCGUGGUGUAAAAUGCUAUGAAUUGUGUGUUAAUUUCAACACAUUAGAUAGAAGUGGAUGAUAAUAGAAGCCAGUCAAGAAGUCGCAGGUGUUGUAAAGAUUACAUGUUGUGAUUUACAUAUAUUUGUUUCAUAAGACAAUGUAAUGUAAUUCCCUUUUAUCUAUGCUGAAGGAAAUAUGUUUUUCUGCAUUAUACAACAGAAAACAUGAGGUGUAACUACAGUUCAGGUAUUUAAUAUUUAUAGAUAUACCAAAAGAAUAUGUACACGGCAUAUACUAAGGACUGUACUAUAUAAUUAUUGUAAUUAAAUUUACCUGAAAGCUUUUCUGAAUAUCAUGCAGUGCAAGAAAUAUUAUAUUGUGUAGAGUAUUUCAUUGCAGUAUAACUUUCGGACUUUGCGGAAAGUUUAAAAAGCCAAUGAAAUAAUGAUCUUACCAGCAUUUAUCAUCAUUGGCAUGCCAGUAAAUGAAUUGCUUUUUAUAGUGAACAAAUGUAUUAUUUAGUAAAGUUGUGAUAUUUAGAAGGAUAUGCAUUGCUUUUUGUCUUACAAUUUUUAGAUAAAUAAUUUCUAAAAAUGCAAAUUUAGUAUAAAGUUUUCUGUAUGUAAGAAUUUUGUUGUGCAUUAUUAUUAUUAUUAUUAUUGUUGUUAGUGCCACUGUAUGUAUAAUAAUUUUAACUGAUUUCCAAAGGCUCAGAUGGCGACUAGCUGUAAUUAUAAUUUUAAGAAACAUGAAACAAAGGCUGAUCAUUGUGUUAGGGAGUAUUUUGUAUCAAUUACAGUUUGUGACCUUAAGUUUCUGUGUUGAAAGUUGAGUUGUGUUUUUACUUACAAAUUAAUUAGAAAUGUAAUUACCUGAAAAUUGUAAUUCCCAAGAAUUACAUGUUGGUAUGGUAUUUGCAGUUUUAUUCAGAACUCAGUUAUUGUGUUAAAGAAACUGUUUAGGAAUAUUUAUUAUGUCAACAUGGUACUUUCUGUUUUACUCUUACACCAUAUAUAGCUGAUGAAAUUAAAAUGAUAUUGAAUUUCAA
Molecule: messenger RNA, 6464 nt
Organism: Zootermopsis nevadensis
Lineage: Eukaryota; Metazoa; Arthropoda; Insecta; Blattodea; Termopsidae
Product: type 1 phosphatidylinositol 4,5-bisphosphate 4-phosphatase
Biological process (GO): phosphatidylinositol dephosphorylation
Cellular component (GO): lysosomal membrane; late endosome membrane; phagocytic vesicle membrane
Molecular function (GO): phosphatidylinositol-4,5-bisphosphate 4-phosphatase activity
Source: RefSeq, a predicted model, not a curated record